This is a messenger RNA of Fusarium venenatum, 498 nucleotides long. Lineage: Eukaryota; Fungi; Ascomycota; Sordariomycetes; Hypocreales; Nectriaceae. The record is from RefSeq and is a predicted model, not a curated record.
AUGCAAAAUUACUUUCUUCACAGAAUAACCAAGUGUUGGUGGGGUGCCUCGUGGGAGCGGACACCAUCAACAGCCGGCCACGCCUAUCCGGUAAAGUUCCGCACCAUCACUCGUCGUAAACUGCACAGUGUUUCUCUGUUGGAUGCAGACAAGUUUGGCCUGAACAAUCCUAACCUGUUUCCCAUCUCUUCUACUGAUGCGUGGCGUUGGGAUGAAGCCAUCACGACGUGCGUCUUCCCACCAUCGCGCGCCCAGAGCAAUGUGGUUCUAACGGGUCUUCAAGGUGCGGGAAGGGACCCAGUAGAAGAAGCUUGGUGCGUUGAGGCUCAACAUGCUUUCCACAGCACCAACGGCAGUUUCGUGCCUCUCCACCAGGCCCGCUUCUCCAACGAUUGCCGAACAUGGCUCUUUGGUGUGGUGCAUCAAAGCAUACUCUCGGAGUAUGCAGGGGUGACCACAAUACACAUCCAACGAUGUGACUGGGAGGUACAUACCUAG